This is a messenger RNA of Paralichthys olivaceus (Japanese flounder), 1284 nucleotides long. RefSeq names its product C-type lectin-like. The record is from RefSeq and is a predicted model, not a curated record. NCBI's taxonomy places the organism in Eukaryota, Metazoa, Chordata, Actinopteri, Pleuronectiformes, Paralichthyidae.
CCCAAAGGACAGUUCUCGUUUACGCUGUCAGGAUGGAGGUGAUAGAAAACUCGGGCCGUGAAUUCGAUUGCGAAUUCGAGGCACCGAUUUAUCAAGAGGACAUGCAUGAUGAGGACGAAUGUCCCCCUCAACCCAAUUCAAAUGAAAAUAGGCAACAAGUGUUUAUGUUCAACAUGACACCUGGAAGACAUGACAGACUGGCUGCACUGAGCCUGGUGAUACUCGCUGCUGUUCUACUGAUAGUUGAUAUCAGCCUUGGAGAGCACUACAGCAACCUUAAAGAUACCCACCUCACAGCUGAUGAUGCAGAACGCAUUGAAAUCGAGUUGAAGGGACUUCACGAUACUUACAAGACUGCGAUCAAGACCAUGAAGGACACCAGGCACGAGCUGGACAAAGAGAUGACUCGUCAGACACCAUCCAACUGGGAGCUUGAACACCAGCAAAAAAGAAAGAGUGACAAUGAGGAACAGAUUGAUCAAAUGACAGUGGCCAUCGCAUCAAUGAAAUUCCAGUUACCAAUUCUUCGUGAGAGCUGCAGACUCUGUCCGACCGGAUGGGUUUUGAUGAACUCAGUAUGUUAUUACUUUGCCUUCUCCAACGUUGAUGGAACCAAAACCUGGAAAAGAGCCAGAAAUUUCUGCCAGGAUGAUGGUGGCGAUCUUGUGAUCAUGGACAGCAAAGACAAAGUGAAUUUAACUGUAAAUGCCCUGCGGAAUUAUUACACGGACUCUACAUCCCCCAGUUCCUUCUGGAUUGGACUGAAUUAUAUCCACGAGGAAGAGACUUGGAAAUGGUUGAAUGGAACAUCACUGGCUGAAGGAUACUGGGAUGAUGGCGAGCCAACUGUUUCCGGCACGGAUGCCUGUGCAAAUGUGUAUCCCAAACAAAACUUCUUCAAGAGUUGGAGCAGCACUUUAUGUAACGAAAAAAAGAAAUGGAUUUGUGAAAAAGCACCAAUCAUUAUCAGUUAAAAGUGUGUUUAUGUUGGACUGGCAUGCAAGGUUAAAUUUUUGCAUAAAAGGUUAACUCCACUUUUACUGACAUCUUCUGUCUCUGUAACAGUCUUUAUCAAAUCACUGCUUUGGUCAUGCACAAUGAUUGAAGUACUCAGGGCCCCGGAACCAAUGGGGGUCAUGUCCUUAAGAUUUAUCAGCAUUAUCCUUUUUAAGGUGUUGAGCACCUUUAUUUUAAAAUAAAAGUUAUUUUGAGACUGUCACGUGGUUAUGAAAUUGUUUCAAUGUUUUGUAAAUCAUGUGAUGUCAUAACGUAUCAUGGCCUUAA